Molecule: messenger RNA, 1505 nt
Organism: Medioppia subpectinata
Lineage: Eukaryota; Metazoa; Arthropoda; Arachnida; Sarcoptiformes; Oppiidae
Source: the annotation of a GenBank genome assembly
AUGUCAUCCGCCGUCGAACCCACGCUCGCCCUCAACAACAACAACACCGGCUCACAGCCCGACGACAGCCCAUCGCUGGCCACCGCCGCUAAGGCGGUAACCAAUCAAAACUCAGUGAUUAAAGACAACGGCACUGAAGAGGCGGAGGAAAGUACGCCCGCGAAGAAGAUUAAACUGUCAAACGAUGUCAACGACGAGCCGAAGGCAGCGGUUACGCCGGCGCCGACCUCUACGGGAAGACCCGGACGGCCGUCGAAACGGCUGAACAUAUUGGAGAAGACGGCCAAAGAGGGCGAGGCUUUGCUCCACAAUUUGGGCCAUAAGGCCGGUGAGGACAGCGCCGAAGGGAAUCGACGAACGACGCGAUCGCAAACACGGGGAACACCGCCGGCGGCGGCGCCCACACCCACCAAGAAAGCGGCCACUCCUAAGUCACCCUCAAAGGACAAUUCGAGUUCGGGAACACCUAAACGAAGAGGUCGUCCGCCGAAGAACUCUGUGUCGAGUAAUAAUUCGGUGGAAGAGAAGAGCGAAGUGGACGCCAGCGCCGACUCGAAGGCCGAGAGCAAUGAAGUGACAAACGAGACGACGAAGUCUUCGCCGAAGAAGACAACUGCCGUUAAUAACAGUAACGAAACAAAUAAUAAUACAAACGACUCGUCGGCCACUCCUUCGAGCGAAUCCGAUGCGAAAUCACCGGAAGUGGAGCCCAAAGCCGGCGGCGAAGAGGCCGUCGCCAAAGCCUCCGAACAAACGAAAGACUUAUCAGCAAAUGAUGUGACGAAAGCCAACUCUAUAUCAGAAGAUACCUCAAAACCAGUUCCGGUUUUAGAGACAACACAACCCCCGCCCCAGACAUCGGAAUAAUUAUAAAGAAUGUGUGCAACUCUUCGACUCAAAUAUUUUCAUCAUUUUUCCCACAUUUUUAAUUAUAAUUCAAACAACAAUUCAAUGUCUUUUAAACGAAAUUCAUGUUUUAAUUGCGAACACAAACACUUUAUAACCAAUUUUAUUUAAAGUUAAUAUUAAUUAUUUUCAUUCAUUCAUAAAAUACACUUAAAAAUACAUAAUUAGAGGAUAAAACCGAACUCGAGUUUUAAUUAUUAUUAUUAUAACAGCAGAGCUUGAAAUGACGUUUAAAUUGACUAAUGAUUUAGUUGUUUAUGAUUUGAUUUGUGGUUUAAUUUUGUUUGAAUACAUCAUUACAUUUACCGCACAAUUAUAAUGAAACGCGAUUCACAUAACACUUCACAAACACGUUGUCUCUCUUUCUCUCCCCCUCUCUAUCUCUUCUCUAAUACUAAAUAACUCUUCAUUUGACUAUAUUUUGGACGAAAAGCUAUCGACUGAAUGACAAUUUGUAUCGACAUUUUGUAAGAUAAUUCUCAAACACACGACUAAUUACUUUUAAUUAUUUUUCCAUUUAAAAACAUUAUUUUCAAAGUUACCUUUAUUUCAAUUUUCAAUGUAUAAACAGUUUUUUAAAAUAAUAUAAAUUUAUGUCU